AUGGAACGUAUGGACAGCGUGCCAAAAGUGGGCAACGGCUCACAAGUUGGACUACGCACCCGAAAAAACUGCAGCAGUUUUCGCGGCAGCAAGGGGAGGAAGGGAUGGAAUGGUUUUCCGGGAACCAAGAGUCCGGAUGGGGGAGACAAUUGUCAUACCCAAAGGCUCGAUGAAGUACUUGGGAAUCAUUAUCAAUCGGGGACUUCUCUGGGUGGAACACACGAAAUACGUGGCCGGAAAGGUGGCAGCUGCUUCACACAAAAAGGGCCGCAUCCAGCAGACCAAAGGCUCACAUGGCAGGAAUUAGUGGACUCUACGACAGAGGGAACGUGGAUCUUUACAGACGCUUCUCGAGGCAACAACGGAGUGGGCGUGGGGAUCGUCAAGAUCAAGGAUGGUAAUGUAUUCAAUACUGAAGGUUUAGUGUUACAGGAGGACUACCCAACACACAUGACAGAGCUGUGGGCGUUGAGGGUCGCGGCAAGAGAACAGCCAGGAGCGAACGGCGAAACAAUCCACUUUGCCACUGAUUCCAGAGUGGCGUUGGACAUGCUUUGCGGAAGGAAAGGAGGUACAGCUCACAAUAUCUGGAAGCAAAUGCAGAGGAUCCAAGACGAGGGUGCCACAGUAAAACUGUGGUGGGCAUCGGAGACUUUUACGGGUAACAGGAAGGCGGACCAAAUUGCAAGGCAGGCCAGAGAAGAGCCGGACAGGUUCCCUCGAGAGCAGGCUCCCCUGACUGGGAGGGAUGCACAGAAGGCGACCAUGGAUAGAUGGCAGCAAGAAUGGGAUCGCAAUGACAAGGGCAGGGCCACACACAGAAUAAUCAGUGUUGUUAGUGGCAGAUUACGAGGAUGGAGCCACCGCGCAGUGUGCCUUCUGACAGGCCACGGACCGUUCAGAGGGUACUUUAACAGGUUCCAUUUGCGCGAGGGAAACGGUGAGUGUCUUUGCGAGAUCGGAGUGCAGGACACGGCGGAACACGCACUCACGGAGUGCACGGACGACGAGCGAGAGACAACUUUAGGAGAGCGCAGGAACGAGUCGGAGGGACGUACCCACUCAGAGUAA
Messenger RNA from Tribolium madens (black flour beetle), 1071 nucleotides. RefSeq lists its product as uncharacterized. Gene Ontology annotation, molecular function: nucleic acid binding. The record is from RefSeq and is a predicted model, not a curated record. The transcript has 2 exons. NCBI's taxonomy places the organism in Eukaryota, Metazoa, Arthropoda, Insecta, Coleoptera, Tenebrionidae. Bases 1 to 1071 code for a protein of 356 amino acids.